Molecule: messenger RNA, 603 nt
Organism: Canariomyces notabilis
Lineage: Eukaryota; Fungi; Ascomycota; Sordariomycetes; Sordariales; Chaetomiaceae
Product: proteolipid subunit-like protein
Exons: 5
Coding region: 1-603 (200 amino acids)
Biological process (GO): proton transmembrane transport
Cellular component (GO): proton-transporting V-type ATPase, V0 domain; membrane
Molecular function (GO): proton-transporting ATPase activity, rotational mechanism
Source: RefSeq, a predicted model, not a curated record
AUGAGCUUGAAAUACGGGGCCAGCGGGAUUGGAUCGACCCUAGCCAUUGUGGGAGCUUAUAUGCUCUUCACUGGCAGCGGCGAAUCCUUCAAUGUCGGCACUUUCCUCGAAUCCGUCUCCCCGUACGCAUGGGCAGACCUGGGUAUCGCGCUCUGUAUCGGCCUCUCGGUGGUUGGCGCGGCAUGGGGCAUUUUCAUCACAGGUUCAUCCAUUCUCGGCGGCGGCGUCAAGGCGCCCCGGAUCCGCACCAAGAAUCUGAUUUCCAUCAUCUUCUGCGAGGUCGUAGCCAUCUACGGCGUCAUCAUGUCCAUCGUCUUCUCCGCCAAGCUGAACCUGGUCCAGGGCGAGGCGGCAUAUUCAGCAGACAGCUACUACACGGGCUACGCGCUCUUCUGGGCGGGCAUCACCGUGGGCAUGUGCAACCUGGUGUGCGGUGUUGCCGUCGGCAUCAACGGCAGUGGCGCUGCGUUGGCGGAUGCCGCCGACCCUACGCUAUUUGUAAAGAUCCUCGUUAUCGAGAUUUUCAGCUCAGUUCUGGGCCUGUUUGGCCUGAUCAUCGGUCUUCUCGUAUCUAGCAAGGCGUCCGACUUUGGAACGGAAUAA